Paramecium sonneborni is the source of this 790-nucleotide messenger RNA. NCBI's taxonomy places the organism in Eukaryota, Ciliophora, Oligohymenophorea, Peniculida, Parameciidae. The record is from the annotation of a GenBank genome assembly.
AUAAAAUAUACUUAAGGUUAUCCGCAAGAGUAAUUUUAAAUCUCUAAUGUCCUAUAGGGCCUUGGACUGAUGAAGAGGAUCUAAGGGUAAUUGAAUUAGUUUAAGAAUUUGGUCCUUAAAAAUGGACGUAAAUUGCUUAAUAAUUAGAAGGAAGAAUAGGUAAAUAAUGUAGAGAAAGGUUAUAAAUAAAAAGUUAUUGAUAGAUGGCAUAAUCAUUUGAAUCCUUUAAUAAAGAAAACUCCUUGGGAAGAAGAUGAAGAAUGGAUUUUAUUCCUAUAUCAUAAAGCAUUAAGUAUGAUGCUCUAUAAUAGAUUUAGGUAAUAAAUGGGCAGAAAUAGCCAAACAUAUUAAAGGGAGAACAGAUAAUUCUAUCAAGAACCAUUGGAAUAGUGGUAUGAAAAAGAGGAUGUCAGAAUUUUAAAUGAAGUUGAGUUAAAUUAAGUAGAAAUUUUAAAGAGAAGGGUAUUUUACAAACCUUAAAUAAGAAUUUCAAUUUUGAAUGAUUAUGAUCCAUUAUUAAAAAAAGCACUUGAGAUAAUCUUAAUGAAUAAAUAGUAUAAGAGUAUUACUACUGAAUCUUCUGAAAGUGAUGAUGUUUCACAUCCUACCAAAUAAUCUAAGAAGAAUUAACAAAACAAAGAAUUAAUAGAGGUUUAAAGAGAAUAAUUACUUAAAAGAGAAAAUGAUGAGAUUAUAGAAUAAAACUAUGUAAGCAAUCAAGAAUAAGAAUUGAGUAAUAGGUGAUUUUAUUAUUAUAUAAUAUAUAGUGUCAAUUCAUUCUAAUUACUAG